UACCGACAGCCUCCCUGCAAAACGUUUGUAUGAGCGGUCGACAACAGUCUGACUCGCUCCGCGGACACGAACCUUUUUAACUCCGCUUCACACUCUGACUUUUCUUUUUCUUUUUCUUUUUCGCUCCCCUUUGUGAAGAGUUUAGUUUGGAUAUUGUCUUUGGUUUCCGUCAUGUCUGGUCUUCUCUUCCUGGUGGUUUCCGCCCUUCUUUGCUGCGUAGGAAUGCAGCCUAUGAGCGUUAAAGGAGAAGCAUCGCCAGUCAGAUCAAUGAAGAUCCAGACCUUUGUUGGCCAAACGGUCAUCCUUCCCUGCCAAAUUAAAGUCAGUGAAUACGAAGAUGUCCCUUCAGUAGAGUGGUCCAAGGAAGGUCUGAAGCCCAACAUCGCCUUCCUGUACCGGCAUGGCUUUGAGACCUUCGAGGAGAAGAAUCCGGACUUCCAUUACCGGACCAACCUAUUCAUGAAGGAAGUGAAAAAGGGAAACAUGUCGCUGAGGCUUUCCGACGUGCGGCUGUCUGAUGCAGGAACAUACAAAUGCAGGAGGAUCCCGAUGGAGCCCCAGGACGCCAGUACAAUAGAGCUUUCUGUGGGUGCAGCGUCUGAGCCCAAACUCUCGCUGGUUCCAGGCGCUGGAGUGACUCUGCAGUGUGAAGCGAGCUGCUGGUUCCCGAUGCCCGAGAUUACAUUUCUCGAUGCUCAGGGGAACGUCAUCAGCGCUGAAGACCCGAAGAAUGAUCCAUCCACGAGCGGCUGUUUCAACGUCGCAAGGAGAGCGACUGUGCAGACUGGCAACAGGUUCACCUGCAGAGUUCACCAGCCUGACAUAAACCAGAGGAGGGACACGGAGAUUUACAUACCAGAUGACUACAUGGGAUCCUGCACUCCAACAGCCAUUCUAGCAUCCGCGGCUGUUCUAGCAUCCAUAACUCUAAAUGUAUUCCUAUGCUGGAAAUGUUGCAACUCUGAAGGACGUAAAUUGCCUUCCAACCAAUCACCAGUCCAAAGUUCAACACGCAGCAAUGCAGAACAUCAAAACCUGAGAAACCAGGCAGAAUCCGUCCAAAAUGCCGCCAACGAGCAUCGGAGAAAAGUCGAUGGAUUGAAGUCGAAACUUCAUGACAAAGAUGAGAUCAUCCGCAGACUAACUGGAGAACUUGAGUUCCUCAGAUCUCAGCAGCUGAGUCCUGUUGUGUGCCGCCAGCCCAUGAACCUCGCUCCAGAGUUUCCCCACGUCAUCGAUCCACAACCAGCAGCCUCAACCAACAACAGCGGUCCUGACCUUUUGACGAAUAGCGGUGCUGCGUCGCCCAUCGCUGCUUCUCCAGCUGCUUCUCCAGCUGCUUCUCCAGCUGCUUCUCCAGCCUUCCCUGCAGAAGGACCGCUUGUUGGCCUUUCGAGGAGCAUGUCCGAGUCUCGGCCUCGUUCAAACGCCACCAAGGCCCAACGUAGAUCCACCAUCUCAGUCCCGUCCAGUAACCGCUACAAUGUUCUGGCAAAUGUUUCUGAAGAUGAUGCGGAGCCGUUGCUGUAAAUGAGAACGGAGCACACUGUAGAACUUUGUGAUCAGUUCGGGUGGCUUUGAAACAAAUGAUUGCCUCCCGAUGUUUACAAAAUGCUGGGUACCCACGAGCCAUCGACACUUGUUGAGCGCUCAGGAGUUGCUGCUCAUUCUGCAGAUUUGAAAAACACAUCCUGUGAACCAAAGAAAAGUCUCCUGAGAAAGAGUUUUAAGUUUAGAUUUAUUUAAAUCUCUACACACUUAAAUGUAUUCAGGUUUCUGGUCUUCAGACCUUUCGUGGUUUUAGCUGUUACUUUAUGUAGAUUGAUUUAGUUGAAAAGGACGAAGCACCUUCUUAUCUAAAUAUAAAACCUUUAUUUAAGAAGUCCUUUGCACACGUGUCCCUUAUUGUACUCUGGGGUUUGUUUUAUUCUCUUUGGUGCUCUGGAGUUUUUAAAAGCAUUAAUACUUAUUCUGUCAACUCUCAGGAUAAUAACAUAUCUGCAUAUUUUUAAAGCUUUUUGUACUGUUAAUACUAAUAAGGGAGCUUUUAUUUGUUUAACAACAAAUAAACAGCAACCUGGUGAAUGAGGCAUUUAUCUAUUUGCUUCACAGGUGAAGGGUUCGAUCCGCCAGCGUUCAGCUUUAAAGAAAGUGAUUUAGAAGUAAUCUUUCAUCUAUAAAUGCAUCUGGUUUACAUUUCCUUUCAUUUGAAGCUGUUUUCAGAUGUGAAUGUGAUUAUUUCCGUCUCUUACGCCGCUACGAUUAUACCAUCGUCAAUCCUCUUUUGUCAUUAUAUUCAUUUAAUUUGUGAAAACAGACACAACAGCUACAGAAUUGUCAAGCAUCAAUAUUUUUGCCAUGUGACAGGAUGUAUUUACUGUCAAAUGUUUUUUAAAUGUUUUAUUCAAAGCUAAUAUUUUUACAUAUUUGAAAACCAAGUUGCACUUAGUUUUGUACUUAUGAAUUAAUGUCAUUAAAAUGAUCCUUAACAUGAUUCUGUCAUUGACUUAAACGUUGUUUUCUAAAUAAUUAAUUCAUUGAUUGAAGUGGAACCUAAAAAGUACAAACAAGGAUAAAACCAUCUGAACCAUCUGUCACUCAAACUCUCACCAGCCAGUCGGAAGAAGAGCUGAAACAUAUCUUCCAUCGAGGAAAGCCUUCCGUGUCGUUCUUUGUUCUUCUAUCAAAGAAGAAAUGCUCUCCAGUGUGUUUCUGUCCCCUGGUGGCCGAAUAGUGAUUCAUGCAGAUUUGAAUUAAAUGAUUUGGGAUAUUUGCUAUGACAGUUUGUAGUUUGUGGUCGUUUUUUUGUGCAGGCUGCUUCAUAUCCUGUUGGCUUGUCUGCAUGAGGCUGGUGACGGGUGUGAACCUGUGUGGGUGAGAAUGAGCUGAAUGCUCCUGGUGUCAUGUUAAUGUGUGCGUGUUGAAGUUUGUGGAGGUGAGAAGUCUGUCAGAAAGAACUAACACACGUUCCAUUAAAUCAACAGCCGCUGCUUUUUAUCGGUCCAACAUGAAUGUGAAUUAUGUGAUUUGAUUUUCCCUCUGUCUCUUUAUAAUCUGCUGCAGUAUAAAAUAUUCAUCUUUCAUUAAAGCUGUAGUUAGAAUCUGCCUUACCAUAUCUUCACAUAUAUAUUUAGGACACUCUGUGGCCUUAAGUCUCAUUAAAUCCAGUUAGAUGAGUUCUACAGCACUGAUUCUCAUAGUAUGGUCCAUGCAAAGUUUCCACAUUCAUUUAUUGAAUCAUCAUGAUGUAAACAUGUAUUUAUUUAUUUUUACAAGAUGAAA
This is a messenger RNA of Anarrhichthys ocellatus (wolf-eel), 3282 nucleotides long. Its product is annotated as butyrophilin subfamily 2 member A1-like. The record is from RefSeq and is a predicted model, not a curated record. The transcript is spliced from 6 exons. Gene Ontology annotation, molecular function: signaling receptor binding. Gene Ontology annotation, cellular component: external side of plasma membrane. NCBI's taxonomy places the organism in Eukaryota, Metazoa, Chordata, Actinopteri, Perciformes, Anarhichadidae. Gene Ontology annotation, biological process: regulation of cytokine production; T cell receptor signaling pathway. Bases 172 to 1530 code for a protein of 452 amino acids.